Molecule: messenger RNA, 586 nt
Organism: Alosa sapidissima (American shad)
Lineage: Eukaryota; Metazoa; Chordata; Actinopteri; Clupeiformes; Clupeidae
Product: gamma-crystallin M2-like
Exons: 3
Coding region: 13-534 (173 amino acids)
Biological process (GO): lens development in camera-type eye; visual perception
Molecular function (GO): structural constituent of eye lens
Source: RefSeq, a predicted model, not a curated record
UUAGCCAACACAAUGGGAAAGAUCAUCUUCUAUGAGGACAGGAACUUCCAGGGGCGCUCGUACGAGUGCAGCAGCGACUGCGCCGACCUGCACUCGCACUUCAGCCGCUGCAACUCCAUCCAGGUGGAGAGCGGCAGCUGGAUGGUGUAUGAGCGGCCUAACUUCAUGGGCUACCAGUACUUCCUGCGCCGCGGCGAGUAUCCCGACUACCAGCGUUGGAUGGGUUUCAACGACUGCGUCCGAUCCUGCCGCUUGAUCCCCCAGCACCAGGGAUCGCACCGCGUCCGCAUCUAUGAGCGCAUGGACUUUGGCGGUCAGAUGAUGGAGUUCACCGACGACUGCCCCUCGCUGUACGACCGCUUCCACUACAAUGACAUCCACUCGUGCAACGUCAUGGACGGCUACUGGCUGUUCUACGAGCACCCCAACUACAGGGGGCGCCAGUACCUGCUGAGGCCUGGCGAGUACCGCCGCUUCAACGAGUGGGGCGGCAUGGGUCCCAGAAUAGGCUCCUUCAGACGCAUCACAAACUGAGGGCACUCAUAACCAGACUUGUCCUACCUCACCAUCACCGUCAACCUGUCAG